Messenger RNA from Gymnogyps californianus (California condor), 3126 nucleotides. RefSeq lists its product as uncharacterized. The record is from RefSeq and is a predicted model, not a curated record. The coding region runs from base 1 to 3126 and encodes 1041 amino acids. Gene Ontology annotation, molecular function: aspartic-type endopeptidase activity; nucleic acid binding; RNA-DNA hybrid ribonuclease activity. NCBI's taxonomy places the organism in Eukaryota, Metazoa, Chordata, Aves, Accipitriformes, Cathartidae. Gene Ontology annotation, biological process: viral process; proteolysis. The transcript is spliced from 3 exons.
AUGAUUCCGCAGGAUCCUAUGGUUUUUGCUUUAGAAAAGGAAGGAAGAUAUAAGAACUUGAAGAGGCGUUGUUCAGCUUGUAGUAUCGAUAAAAGGUGUUUGAAAUGUAGAUCGAAGGAAGAGGAGGAUGAUUUGGAGUUUGUGGUGGCACCCCGACAGAGGUUGGGGAAUGGUCUGGAGGAAGACCAUGUUAGCAGUAGUAGCUUAGAGAGAGAAGAAAGAUUUCAGGAAAGGAGAGCAGAGGUUGGUGAACAUAGGGAGGCAGAAGGAUCUAGUCCUCUUGCAGGUAGGACUAGAAGGAAGCAGAGGAUGGGAGAGGUCAUUCAAGCUCCGCUCCGACAAGCGGUCGGAAACAAUGGGCCAGUAAUGGUUAAGGUACCCUUUUCAAUAACGGAUUUGCGAUCAUGGAAAGAGACCGUGGGAAUAUACAGGGAGGACCUGGAAAGAGUGGCUAAGGUGGUUGAAACAAUCAUUAGAACCCAGGACCCAGAUUGGAAUGACAUACAGCUGGGAGAAGAGGAGGUAGAAUUUUUAGUCGAUACAGGAGCUAUCUACUCUGUACUUAAUACUUGCAAAGGGAAUCUCAGUCAACAAACUAUAAGCAUUAUUGGUGCCACAAGGCAGAAAGAGAAUCGGCCGUUUUUCCAGUCUUUGAAAUUUGGAAUUGGGAAAAGGGUGUUAACCCAUCAAUUUCUUUAUAUGCCAGAUUGCCCUGUACCGCUAUUAGGACGGGACAUAUUAAGUAAAUUGAACGCACAAAUCACUUUUGAAAAAGGGAAAAUCAAAAUCCGUAUUCCUGAAAAUAAAGCUCUAGAUGCCCAAGUUUUCAUGUUACAGAAGGAAACCGAGUCACCGGAGAUACCGGAAGAAGUUGAAAACACUGUAACGCCUCUCGUCUGGGCUUCAGGAACACCAGGACGGUCCCGAGCAGCAGAACCGGUAGUUAUCCAGCUGAAACCGGAUGCCAGACCAGUAAGACGGAAGCAGUACCCAAUUAAACUAGAAGCUAGAAAAGGAUUAGAACCAUUAAUAGAACAAUUCAUAAGUUUUGGGUUAUUAAGAGAAUGCCAAUCAGAAUACAACACUCCAAUGUUGCCAGUUAAAAAGCUGCAUUCAGAAGAAUAUAGAUUGGUCCAGGACUUAAGGGCUAUAAAUCAAAUUGUGCAAGAUGUCCACCCGGUAGUGGCAAACCUGUAUACUCUCUUGACCACCUUGAAGGAAACAGAUAAAUGGUUUACCGUAUUGGAUUUGAAAGAUGCUUUCUUUUGCCUUCCACUAGCAGCUGAGAGUCAGGAACUGUUCGCUUUCGGAUGGGAAAGCCCUAAGACUGGUAGAAAAACUCAAUUGUGCUGGACAGUAUUACCGCAAGGAUUUAAGAAUAGCCCUACAAUCUUUGGGAAUCAAUUAGCCAAGGAAUUAGAAGAUUGGCAAAAGAUGCAUGAAAAUAUCACCUUGCUGCAAUAUGUAGAUGACAUACUGCUGGCAGCCAGUAACAAGGAGGAUUCCAUACAAAUGACAAUAGACCUCCUAAACUUUUUGGGGCUGGCGGGGUAUAAGGUGUCCCGGAAGAAGGCACAGAUCACCCGACAGGAAGUAACAUACUUAGGGCUCACAAUUUCCCAGGGCCAGCGUAGCCUCGGAACAGAAAGGAAGGAGGCUAUUUGUCAAAUCCCAGAACCUAAAUCAAAACAAGAGCUUAGAGAAUUUCUUGGGAUGGCUGGAUGGUGUCGUUUAUGGAUAAUGAAUUUUGGACUCAUUGCCGAACCCUUAUAUGAAGCAAUACAAGGGGGAGGAAACCUCCUUGUUUGGACUCAAGAAUGCAGAGAUGCAUUUACAAAAUUGAAACAGACUUUAAUGAGUGCCCCGGCUCUAGGCCUCCCGAAUUUAGAAAAACUGUUUGAACUUUUUGUACAUGAAAGAUUACAUGUUGCAUUAGGAGUAUUGGCCCAGAAACUAGGAUCGUGGAAAAGACCCAUGGGGUACUUUUCAAAACAGCUAGACAACGUCAGUAAAGGAUGGCCAGCAUGUCUCCGAGCAGUAGCGGCUACAAUACUAUUGAUCCAAGAGGCCCGGAAAUUGACGCUCGGGCAAAAGUUAACUGUGUUUGUGCCUCAUGCAGUUACAGCAGUUCUAGAACAAAAAGGAGGACACUGGUUGUCACCAAGCCGGAUACUGAACUAUCAGGCCAUUCUUUUGGAACAAGACGAUGUGGAGCUGAAAGUAACCACGAUCCUGAAUCCAGCGACCUUUCUAACUACUGAUCCUGAUGGAGGAGAAUUAACCCACGACUGUUUGCAAACGAUGGAGCAGACGUACUCCAGCAGAGCGGACUUGAAAGACAUGCCAAUGGAGAAUGUGGACUGGGACCUGUUUGUAGAUGGUAGUAGCUUUAUGCGGGACGGAACGUGGAAAGCGGGAUAUGCCGUGGUAACCAUUAAAGAGGUAAUUGAGGCUAAAGCUCUGUCAUCUAAUAUGUCGGCCCAAAAGGCAGAGCUCAUAGCCUUACUAAGGGCAUUAGAAUUGUCAAAGGACAAGACUGUCAAUAUAUGGACAGAUUCAAAGUUUGCCUUUGGGAUAGUCCAUGCUCAUGGGGCCAUUUGGAAAGAGAGGGGACUCCUAACUUCUCAAGGAUCUCCAGUUAAAUAUGGGCCAAUGACCCAACAAUUGUUACAAGCAAUUAAUUUGCCUAAACUAGUGGCCAUCAUACAUUGUAAGGCGCACCAACUCGGAAACAGUCCAGUGCAUAUAGGGAACCGAAUGGCAGAUAAAGCUGCGAAAGAGGCAGCAGAGAAUAAAGUAUUACUAGUUUUACCGGAAAAGGUCCAGAGGUUGGGACCUAGGAGUCCGCAGUAUACACCAGAAGACAACCAACUGGCUAAUUUAUUGAAGGCAAAUAAGAACCAAGAAGGGUGGGUUAAACAACUAUUUAAGAAUACCACCCAAAGAUCUAACCCGGACAACAGGCACUGCGGCUACUCAGACCCCGGCAACAGGCACUGCGACUACUCCAACCACCUCAACAGACACGGCGGCUACUCAGACCCCAGCGACAGGCACUGUGGCUACUCCAACCACCGCAACAGACACGGCAGCUACUCCAACCCUGGUGACAGGCACUGCGGCUGA